This is a messenger RNA of Malaya genurostris, 1442 nucleotides long. RefSeq lists its product as uncharacterized. Gene Ontology annotation, molecular function: L-allo-threonine aldolase activity. Gene Ontology annotation, biological process: glycine biosynthetic process; L-threonine catabolic process. The transcript has 3 exons. Gene Ontology annotation, cellular component: cytosol. The record is from RefSeq and is a predicted model, not a curated record. NCBI's taxonomy places the organism in Eukaryota, Metazoa, Arthropoda, Insecta, Diptera, Culicidae. The coding region runs from base 174 to 1334 and encodes 386 amino acids.
AACUUUGAGUAAUGAAAUAACCUGCAUGAAAUAGUCUCUCUACCUUAACCGAAUCAGUAGACUUUGCAAGAACAAAAAAAAUACUCAAUAACGUAGCUUAACUCAAAUCACGCCAGUUAGUUGAUAACAGUCAUUCGCCGGGAAACGACGCGUUCGGUUUGAGAAGCUUGAAAAUGUAUUCUAAUUAUACGACGCCCGUGGAAUUCGAUAUGCGUGAUGUGCGUAUUGUGGACUUCCGUUCGGAUACGGUAAGUUUGCCGACCGCCAGAAUGCGUAAGGCAAUCUAUGAAGCGACAGUCGGAGACGAUGUUUACGGGGAAGACCCAACGGUUAAGGAACUGGAGUCCCGUUCGGCAAAGAUGUUCGAGAAAGAAGCCGCACUCUUCGUGCCCACAGGAACAAUGGCAAAUUUAUUGGCCCUAAUGGUUCACUGCAGUCGGCGAGGAUCAGAAGCCAUUGUUGGUGACAAGGCUCACGUUUUUCUCUACGAACAGGGAGGAGCAGCUCAAAUAGCCGGUGUUCUGUUGAACACCAUUCCGAAUCUGCCAGAUGGAACGUUUUGCUUGGAUCAGUUGCAAAACAAGUUUCGAGGACUGGAUGUCCACGAGCCACAGACUUCUUUGGUGCUAGUAGAGAACACGCAUAACAUGUGUGGAGGAAAAGUUCUUCCUUUGAAGUGGCUGGACGCUUUGGCUGAAAUUUGUAAGAAAAACUCCGCAAAAAUACACAUGGACGGGGCACGUGUAUUCAAUGCUGCCGAAUCCUUGAAUGUUCCCGUAUCGCGUAUCGUGCGAGAUGUCGAUUCGGUUUGCUAUUGCCUUAGUAAGGGCUUGGCUUGUCCCGUCGGUUCUGUCUUGAUUGGAUCAAAUGAUUUCAUCAAAGAAGCCCAUCGUUUACGGAAAGCAUUGGGAGGUGGUAUGCGACAAGUUGGAUUUCUAGCUGCUGCCGGGUUGUGCGCUCUGGAUGAGAUCGUUCCAAAGCUUAAAUAUGAUCACAUUCGUACCAGACAAAUUGCGGAAUCUAUUCGGAAUUUGAAUAGUUCACUUAUCACGGUUGAUCUAGAAAAUCUUCAUAGCAACAUAUUACUUGUGGAGCUGUUGAAUAAAAAAUUAAGACCUAGCGAAUUAACCCAAAGGUUAGCGGAAGUUCACCCAAAAGAGAUUGAAGACGGUUUAGUUGAUUCUUCUAAACGAGGGAUAAGCGUCAAAAUUAGUGCACGCGAUUGGGCUUACGCCCGAAUCGUUGUUUAUACCAACGUAACGGAUGAAGAGGUAAAUUUGGCGAUAAGGAAAAUUGCGUACGUUGUCGAAGAAUAUCAACAUAAUUUGAAGUAACACUUGGCGAUAGAUAGCGCUCGAUGUAACUAUUGUCGAGAUGUUCUAUUUCUGUGAAUCGUAAUAUUCGAGAUAAAAUUCUUCAAUAAAAACCCUAUGUUGAGUUUA